Cordyceps militaris CM01 is the source of this 444-nucleotide messenger RNA. RefSeq lists its product as uncharacterized. Bases 1 to 444 code for a protein of 147 amino acids. The record is from RefSeq and is a predicted model, not a curated record. Lineage: Eukaryota; Fungi; Ascomycota; Sordariomycetes; Hypocreales; Cordycipitaceae. The transcript has a single exon.
AUGGACACUAUUCGCAUUCUCGACCAACAAAUUGACAGGUCCCUGUGGCCCAUUGAGCCGACCGAGGCCGCCCAGUACCACUUCAUCUGGACGGCCCCCAAAAAGCGCCGCGCGGGCGACAGCGGGCGACGGCGGCCCAGGGAAGACGACGAGCGUACGAUAGCGUCGGCAGCGUCUGCAGAGUCCGACGCAAGGAACCAGAAGGGCUCGGCGACGGAGAGGGGGACCGGGCUGCUGCGCGUGGUGCGGCGCAGCGUCAUUGAGGGCCCGCGGAGACGGAUGCAGAAACUGCUCGGCAAGGGACACAAGGCGACGGCGGCGCCGAGUACGAUGCAAGAGCAAGAGUGUGCUGGGCAGAGGAGGUGGUCGGAGGUGACGCUCGUGGAGUGCGGGAGCCGUCAGGAGGAGCGCAAGGGGACGAAAGAGGAACACAGACUCGAGUGA